AUUUUUCUUUAUGACUUAUGUUGAAAAAAAAAGAUCUCGAUCCAUAUUGACCAUAUCAAAACAAUCACAAAAUUCACAUCAAUAGAAAAAGAAAAAAAAGAGCUUCGCAUUACAAAGCUUACAGUACGCCUUACUGAUCGCAACAUGUCAGCGCUCAUGAAAAAAUUCAUAAGUUGAUAUCUAAUAAACAAUGAAGUUGAUUUGUCUCUCAGACAACCCAAGUAAACCAUGUUUUGUGUUGUUUUUCAAAGGAGUGAAAAUUAUGCUAGACUGCGGUCUAGACAUCAAACAGAUACUUCAUUACAUACCUCUACUUGUGGUGCCUGGCUUUCAAGUAUCAAAGGCACAUACAUGGAGCCAGGGGGGUGAUAAAAGAAAUCGAGUUCCAGAUGAUGCUGCUCAAGAAUUGAAAGAAUGUGGUGGACGACUUUUAGUGGAUGGCAAUCCAGAAUUUUCAAUACCAGAGACUGGUAUAGUUGAUCUUUCUACUCUGGACGCCAUCCUUAUUUCAAGUUACAGUUGCAUGCUGGCUCUGCCUUACAUUACAGAGUACACCGGCUUCAAGGGAACUAUCUACAUGACAGAACCUACAUUUUAUAUUGGAAGGUUGUACAUGGAGGAGUUAGUGAAAUAUGUUGAGAGAAACCCUAAAUCCAGCAUAGCUUCCCAUUGGAAACAGGAAAAUAUUAUCAAGAACCUGCCAGCACCUCUACGUGAUGCAGUACGUCCUCGUCAGUGGAGGAAGUUGUACACAUUGCAUGAUAUAAACUCUUCUCUUUCUAAAGUUCAGCUUGUUGGUUUUAGUGAAAAGCUGGAUAUUUUUGGUGCUUUGACUGUCUCCCCUGCGAGCUCUGGAUGCUGCAUAGGAAGCUGUAAUUGGAUCAUCAAUUCCAAAUAUGAAAAGAUUUGUUAUAUUGCUGGCACAUCAACAUUAACAACCCAUCCUCGGCCAAUGGAUCAAUCCCCUCUAAAAAAUGCUGAUGUGUUAAUUGUCAGCUGUCUUACACAAACUCCCUUGUCAUUGCCUGACCCAAUGAUUGGAGAGUUUUGUCUCAAUGCAGCUGUGACUGUCAAAAAUGGAGGCAAUGUGCUUGUGCCUUGUUAUGCUUCAGGGGUAACCUUUGACCUUUUUGAGUGCCUGUCUGGUCAUCUGGAUCAAUGUGGCUUGGCAGGUGUUCCCAUGUACUUCUUGUCCCCUGUGUCUGACAGUACCCUGGCAUACUCAAACAUUUUUGCAGAAUGGUUAUCAGCUGGGAAACAGUCCAAAGUAUUUCUCCCAGAAUGUCCAUUUCCUCACGCUGAUCUUCUCAGUAAAGGAAGAUUAAAAAACUUCUCCAGCAUUCACACUGGUCUAAGUACAGACUUUGUCACACCAUGUAUAUUGUUUGCUGGACAUCCUUCUCUCAGGAUGGGAGACAUUGUCCACUUCAUUGAGUUAUGGGGGAACUCACCAUCCAACACUAUCAUAUUUACUGAACCAGACUUUCCUCAUCUUGAUGCCCUGGCACCUUUUCUGCCUAUCGCUAUGAGGGUUUGUUACUGUCCCAUUGAUACCAGCCUGAACUUCUCUCAAGCCAAUAAAUUGAUCCGUGACCUUCGACCCCUUCACCUUGUGGUGUCGGAGAGCUACACUCACCCCCCUGUGUUGGAACCUCUCAGGAAUGACCUUACUGUUGACUUUGAUCCAUCGCCAUUGACAUACAAACAGGGGGAGAUCUUGUCUUUGCCAGUGAAGAGACAAUAUGAAGCUGUAGAGAUGGAGCCUGAGUUAGCUAAUACUUUAGAGCCAGUGGAAGUCAAGCCAGGUACAGCCAUCGCCAUGAUUACAGCUGCUUUGGUUGCCAAAGAUAACAAGUACGUUUUGAAACUGCUGCCAAACCUUCAUGAUGUGCCCAAGAAGCGCAGAGCUGAUGGAAGCCUACUCUGGCGCAAGCCGUAUAUAUUCGGAACCCCAAAUCUGCAAGAGAUAGUGGAUAGUCUAAAACAGAAUGGUUUCACUUCACUAAGAGUAGAAGAAAAUGAUUCUGGAUCCAUUAUCCAUUUGGUGAAAGAAGACUCCUUGAUCCAGAUAGACAACAACUCAACACACAUCAUUUGUCAGGGUGAGGAGAUCAGACUCAGGCUGAAGGAAGUCAUGUUAAAAUGUUUAAAACAACUGUAAAUAUUAGUCAUAAUAAAUAUUUGUAAAUGUUAAUGAGACAAAUGUAAAUAAAAAAAAUUAAAUAAAAAUACUUGGGUCUUCA
Biomphalaria glabrata is the source of this 2243-nucleotide messenger RNA. RefSeq names its product integrator complex subunit 9-like. The coding region runs from base 191 to 2161 and encodes 656 amino acids. Gene Ontology annotation, cellular component: integrator complex. NCBI's taxonomy places the organism in Eukaryota, Metazoa, Mollusca, Gastropoda, Planorbidae. Gene Ontology annotation, biological process: snRNA processing. The record is from RefSeq and is a predicted model, not a curated record. The transcript has 20 exons.